Molecule: messenger RNA, 3683 nt
Organism: Nannospalax galili (Upper Galilee mountains blind mole rat)
Lineage: Eukaryota; Metazoa; Chordata; Mammalia; Rodentia; Spalacidae
Gene: Bmp8a
Product: bone morphogenetic protein 8a
Exons: 5
Biological process (GO): SMAD protein signal transduction
Cellular component (GO): extracellular region
Molecular function (GO): growth factor activity; cytokine activity
Source: RefSeq, a predicted model, not a curated record
GAGUUGGCCCCGCUCGGGCUGCCUGUGCCCUACUCGGGAGCCCAGGCUACCCUGGCUCCUAGUGACCACCCCAUUCCCACUUUGUCUUCCAGUGGAACGUGACCGUACCCUGGGCCACCAGGAGCCACACUGGAAGGAAUUCCACUUUGACUUGACCCAAAUCCCUACUGGGGAGGCAGUCACAGCCGCUGAGUUCCGCAUAUAUAAAGAGUCCAGCACCCGCCUGCUCAACAGCACCCUCCAUGUCAGCAUGUUUGAGGUGGUCCAGGAGCACUCCAACAGGGAGUCUGACUUGUUGUUUUUGGAUCUUCAGACGCUCCAAGCUGGGGACGAGGGCUGGCUGGUGCUGGACAUCACAGCAGCCGGUGACCACUGGUUGUUGAACCAUAACAAGGACCUGGGACUCCGCCUCGUUUGCCGUCGGCACGAGCUCUACGUCAGCUUCCAGGACAUCGGCUGGCUGCUUACCUUCUCCCACCUGCAGGACUGGGUCAUCGCCCCCCAGGGCUACUCAGCCUACAACUGUGAGGGGGAGUGCGCCUUCCCACUGGACUCCUGCAUGAACGCCACCAACCACGCUAUUCUGCAGUCCCUGGUGCACCUGAUGAAACCAGAUGCCGUCCCCAAGGCGUGCUGUGCACCCACCAAGCUGAGUGCUACCUCUGUGCUCUACUAUGACAGCAGCAACAACGUCAUCCUACGCAAGCACCGCAACAUGGUGGUCAAGGCCUGUGGCUGCCACUGAAACCCUGGCCACCCAUCUGGCCAGGCCCAUUGCCAGAGGCAGGAAACCCUCACUAUCUGUCGUAGCUCAGGCAUGGGCACUGGAAAGCCUUUACUUCCUCUGGCACAUCCUGCUAAACUUUUUGUCCUUUCCCUAGCCCCCCAUCCCCCAUCCCCCACCUCCCGCCUUGGGAUUCGUGGCCUAUUGCCUUCCCCAAACCCCACCCCAAGCACAGGGCAGCUCAGAGCUGACUAAGUUGGCUGGGAUAGCACUGAAAUUCUAUAUGAGGGCCUGAAUUGCUAAAGAAUGGCUCAGAAUGGUCUAAGAAGGCCCUGGAGUCUAAAACUGGCCAACCUGGCUCUUCAGCAGUCACUAUGGGGGUCAGGACAUUUCUGGACAUAACCACACACGUCUUCAGAAUGGUGUGUUACUGCACUCUUCAAAUGCAGGGUCAGCUUGUUAGAAAAAGAACAAUCUGGCUGGGUAUGGUGGCACAUGCCUUUAAGCCCAACACUUGGGAGGCAGAGGCAGAGGAAUCUAUGGGAGAGCGAGGUCAGCCUGGUCUACACAGUGAGUUCUAGGCUAGCUGAGGCUAGAGGGAGACUCCAUCUCAAAAAGACCAAAAAACAAAAAGAAAGAAAGAAAAAAAUAAAUAAAAAUAACAGUGUCUCACAACCUAUGGUGAGGCUGGGAGGGACAUUUUAUGGCAUGCAUCCUGGACCUGCUCUUCUGGAGACGACCGUGACCCGCAGAGAAGCAAAGAACCUUGGGAGUUUCAAGUUCCUCCACCAUUAUUACCAUGCUGACUCUUUGGGGCAGGACCCUGAGGUAAAGUAAACUCUUAGCAGGAGCAAGAGCAACAGCAGCAGUGACUGGUCCAAGCUGGCACACUGUAUGUAACCACUUCAUCCUGUCAACCAUGACCUGCACCAGUGAUCUCCCUAGGGUACACCUUGUGCUGCACCUGGACAGGCCUCUACAUCCCCAGUACAGACCUGCAGACAGUCACCAUCAGCCACUCAGGGGAAAGGAUUUGGCUUUGCUCUUGCUCUCUGAGGAGACAUCAUCCCACCCAGGGCACGGAGACUGGACAGCCCUCUGGCCAGGUGUUGGGCAAAGGGAAGGAGUGUCAGCAUUUGCUUAUGUCUGGGAACUAAGAACAGAUUGGUCACCAAGUUGGCGUCACCCUGGGGGCCCAGCAGCCCCAUCUUCUUUCUGGGGCCUGUGAGUCAAAGAAAAGGCCCCUGUCCCAGGGGACUGACAGGUGGUAAUUAGGCUGAGUUGGGUGGGGAGGUUUGUCCCAGCUUCCCUUUCCCGGAAACCACUGUUCUUCUUGGAGCAGCUGCUGGGAGCCAGAGUGUUUAUUUGAUUUCUGACUUGCUAAGCCUAUAAUUUACCUGCGGGAACAGAGUCUGACUGCCCAAACUGUGUCAUUAAGAGCAGGUCCUGGGCCCAUCCCCAGCUAGGGACACACCCAGCAGAGGUGGACCCACCCAGGUGCUCAGAGAUGCACUUUUCUGGAGUUCACACUCUGUAUCCUUGGGUGGGCCACAGGGAGGGCAGGCCUGGCAACAGGAGCCAUGCUUCAAGACAGCAAUCCCACUGCCUCAACCUGGGAGGGUUUCCUGUGUGAGCCCAGAGGAAGAGACCCUUCCAAGAACACAAAGAAUGGGCCCAGACUGUCUGGAAUGUAAUGAGUUCCCCCAAGAGCCUCAAGCUUCAAACAAAGGCUGACAGAGAUUGCACAAGACAAGAGCCUGAAUGUCAAGGAAGUUGACUUGCUUAGUAUCUGAAAAAGUCACCUUUCUUAUCAAAGCUUACGUCUCUUGUCUGUGACAUGAACACACAGGUCUUGUCAGUUGGCUUUUUGUUAUUUACCCUAGACAAUCAAUUUAAAGCAGAAAAAGGUUUAUUUUGUCUCACAGUUUCAGAGGUUUCUGUAUGUGGCUAGUUGGUCCCACUGCUUUUCACUGGUGGUAAGGUAGAAUAUCCUCACAUAGAGCAAAACAGGACAAAGCCACUCAUCUCAUGGUGGACAGGAAGCUGAAGAGAGGAAGAAGAGCAGCCUGAGUCCCAGGUUCUCCUUCAAGGAUACUCCCCCAAUGACCAGAAGCCCUCCAGCCCACAUCUCCCACCAGCACCAAGCCAGGGACUAAGCUUUGCGUAUAUGGGCCAUUGGGGGCCCAGAUCUAAACUAAAGCAGUGUUCUUUCAUCGCAAAAGCCUUCCAGCCAGUUCUGCCUGCCUCCUGGCCCUCUCCUCUCCAACUCAAGUGCCAUGAGACUCACAGCAUAACCCAGAAAAUUUCUCUUCCCAGCACAUCACCGGGCUUGGUCAGGGGUGCCAGGAAUGUGUGCGAAAUGAGGGUGCCAAGUAGGGGCACAAGAGCCCAUGGUUGUUACCCACAGCAAAGCAGAUAUACUGUGGCCUCCCAGGGCCCAGACGUCUGGCACCUGUAGCCAGCCAGGCAGCUACUGGAUGACACCAAAUGGAAAGAUCUUAGAGGUGCUUAUGGACAUACAAGGCCCUGAGGUGUCAGUGUUUUUACCAAGGCCAUCUGGUUCUCUGGUUGCCUCUGGCCACCCAAAAUACACAUUAGAAGCAAAAAUGACAGUUGCUGAAGGACCCUGAGAUCAGUAAGCACCACAGAGGACAUGAAGGCAUGUCUGAGUGUGGGACCACUCCAAAUGGGACAGAGCCCAUGGACGUCUUUACAGCUGCAGAACAUACCUGGAUGACAGCUGGAUACAGAACACUUGAUGCAGAGCAGUGGGAAAUGCCCCAUGGAGAAACUCCCUGCAGUUCCACAGGAAAGAGGCAGAGAGCACAGGUUUGGAGUUGUGCAGAAUAAACCUGGCAUCAAGUCAUGGCUCUGGCUUUGUGACUCUGACCCCCUGCCCAGCCCUCUGCACUGACCCUAUAGAAUAAGUGCUGGCUUCGACCUGCCCUUGUAAGGCACC